AAUCCACCACCGGAUGUUGUCAUACUCAGCCUGUCUGGCUUCACAGCUGUGAAGUGUUUCUGCGGGUGCUGGACGAGCUGGAUAUCAGCCGGAUAGAAAUCUAUAAAGAUGGCCUCAGCAACAGCGACCUACGGGCAGAAGGAGUCCUCGGACCAAAACUUUGACUAUAUGUUCAAGAUCCUCAUCAUUGGCAACAGCAGUGUGGGUAAAACCUCCUUCUUGUUCCGCUACGCCGACGAUUCCUUCACGCCAGCCUUCGUCAGUACGGUGGGCAUCGACUUCAAGGUGAAGACCAUCUACAGGAACGACAAGAGGAUCAAACUACAGAUCUGGGAUACGGCGGGUCAGGAGCGUUACCGCACCAUCACCACGGCCUACUACAGAGGAGCCAUGGGCUUCAUCCUCAUGUACGACAUCACCAACGAGGAGUCAUUCAACGCCGUCCAGGACUGGUCCACUCAGAUCAAGACGUACUCGUGGGACAAUGCUCAGGUGCUGCUGGUAGGAAACAAGUGUGACAUGGAUGAUGAGCGAGUUGUUAGUGGAGACAGAGGCCGGCAGUUGUCUGAACACCUCGGGUUUGAGUUUUUCGAGGCCAGCGCUAAGGACAACAUCAACGUGAAGCAGACCUUUGAGCGCCUGGUCGACGUCAUCUGUGAAAAGAUGUCCGAGAGCCUGGAUGCUGGAGACCCCGCCGUCACAGGGGCCAAACAGGGGCCCCAGCUGACAGAGCAGCCUGCUCCUCCUCACCAGGACUGUGCAUGUUAAAGCCGACCCCCAUGCUCUUCUUUCUCCUUUUCCUCCUUCAGCUGGACCCCGGGGCCUCGGGUCCAUUCCCCGUCACCCUUCUCACUCACUAUCCUGCUUCUGUCUGUAAAUUAGUAAGGGUCAUUGGCUGUGGGGCACAAGAGCCAGGCUGCAAAGAGUCUGAAACGCUCUCAGAUAUCUAUGGAACAGUGCUUGAAGAGCGUUUUUCUUCUGGUCAGUGCAGGAAUACGAUGCCAAAGCUAGUUCAGUAACAGCAGAGUGUUUGAGAUGCUUUGCAGCCCGGGUUCUUGAAGGCCAUCUUCUGUUGUCUCCCUGUUCCUCAGUGUGGUUUUACAAGAAGGAUUUGACGGCGUCCAAGUGCCAUUUAAAUCCUUCCGAUGUUUACAGUACUUUGUUUCAUGUCAGUCAAAUAUCUUGAAAAGAUGUCAGCCUCAGUUCAUGGUGUCCAACAGGGCCACGGUGGUUUCAGUUUCCUCUACGACUCUGGACACACACAGAGUCAAAAACACACACAGAUCUGCUUUUCAUGUGUUGUCUCAAACAUGGUUGUUACAGGUAUUAGCAGGUAUUUUGUUUUCAUUCCUCAUCUGAGACUCUUUUUUAUGUUUUCACGUCUUUUUUAUAUUCUGCUGCCCCGUUUAUUCUUUCAUACCUUUAACACGGGGUGAGGGAAAUAUGAACAAGAAAGAGCUAGGUCAAAAAAAAAGGCAACAAAAGAAAAAUCAAGAGACAUCUUUUAUUUAAUUAUAUUUAUUUCAACUGUACAUAUAAAUGUUGUGCAAUAUAUACAUAUAUAUAUAUAAUAUCUACAGGUAUGCAUAUCUGGAAAUGAAUUUAAAAAGGAAUGAAGUUCUCUAAAUGAAAGAGUGGAAAGUAAGAGGUCUGUCAGACUCUCCCUGAUGAGGAGAAAAGGAGCGGAGUGACCCUUUAAAUCUAAAUUACACAUGAAAAAGUAAACCUUAAAUCUAAUCUAGUAAAAGCAAAUGAUUGAAAGCGGCUCUAAUAUUUCACAGAGCUGACAUGUAAAGAUAUCUGAGAAGCUUUUUGGGCAGCACAGUCGUGCAGCUGUGCUUGCUAACGAUGCUACAUGUACAUAUUAUAACGUUUGACACUGAGCAGAGGAAGUCCUGCAGGUGUGUGUUUCUGUCAGAGCCGGACGAAUGCAAAGUCUGGAGGUUGAAAUGAUGUGAUCGUAACAUCUCAUCAAACUAAAGAAGAACUCUGCUUCAGUUAUCAUUUAAAGAAAUAUCAUUUUCCUACGUAUGGUGGAAUGAGUUUAGAAGAUGUGUUGCUGUGUUGGAUUAUUUGUAUGGUAUUGUCUUUACCUGAUAGUUUGAGUCCUACAGAGUGAAAGUAAAAUCAGCAGAGGGUAGGUUGACAUGUUCCCUACAGAGGUGAGCAGGUGAAUUGCCGUGACAUGGCACAGAAUAAGAUCUACGCAGGUUUGGUUUAAAGAUUCACCAAAGCCAAGCUUGUCUGAGGCACACGUUUCUUCACAUGUUUUAAAUCUGGUUUUCAGUAUUCAGGAUCAAAUCUGUGGAGUGUCUGCAUUUCAAAUCUUCAGCUCCUCAUGAUUAAAUCACACUAUUCUGAAAUGCACAUUUGAUGGGAGGAGAAAGAUUGGAUACAGAAAGUCAAGCUCCAGCGAUUUAUUGGUGACAAACAGCCCGUCAUCUGACUUCUUCAGAAUCAGUAUUACACUUUGUGAUGUUAUCUGUCUUUAGUGGGAAAGUCAAACAUGCAACAAACACCUGGAGGCUUAAAUAGUCUGACAGGGUCAUUUUCAAAUCCAGUUCAGGAAUUAAAUAAAGUGGUAGUUGUUUUUUUUAUUCCAGUGCUGUGUAACCAGCUAACAGCAGUUUUUUCAUUACCUGUCCUCUUCAGCUGUUUUCAUCCAGUAAAAAGUGGUUUGCUGAUUUAUCUUCUCUCCACUUCUCCACAUACUGACUGCUGUAGGAGCAGCGCACUGAUUUGGCUUUAGGAUGUCGGAAUGAGUGUUGUUACCAAUCCCACGGGUAGAAGUGAUGACAAAACAAACGCUGCCUGGUGAAGCAAAGUUUUAAUCAAGGCGUGCUGGUUUACAAAGGUUCUUGAACAUUUGGUCUGGGACUGUUCACCUUAAAAACUAUAGACUGUAUAAUAAAUAUGGACGUAGUAUCGGUGGCGUCACCCAUCUGCUUCUGAAGCCGAUCGUCGGCGGUGGGUGCCACUUUGGAAAGACGACCAAACGCCUGUCCAGCUAGUGUGAGGUAAAGAGGCGGGCUUUGAGCCUCCUCAUCAGCUGUGACUCUCAUUAUGGAAACUGCUGCGUUAUGAAAAAAUUCACCCCGUACAGAGAAAUGAGCUACUCAGACUGAGCUCAUUUUUUGUACCAGGCUGUACACAUUUAUGCGGUAAAGAUCAGCUUUUUUCAAGGGGUGUGUAUGUGGUUUACAGUACUUCCAGAGCCAGCCAGCUGUAUUAUUUUUAAUAUUUUUGGGGGGGGGGGUUUUUGGCUUUAUUAGAUAGGACAGCUGAAGAGAGACAGGAAGUGUGGGGAGCAGAGAGUGGGGGAAGACAUGCAGCAGAUGGUCGACCAGCCGGGAAUCGAACUGGCGACCUCUGUGACGAGGACUAUAGCCUCUAUAUUUGGGGCGCUUAGACCGCUAGGCCACCAGUGCCCCCCAGCCUGCAGUUUUAACACUUCUGCAUUGGCUUCAAUUCUCGCGGCUGGAAGUUGCUGCUUGAAAACAGAGAGAGAGGAGAUGGCACCAAUGAAGUGGUUAAUAUAUGGACAGCAAACCUGCAUGAGAAAAAGCUUAAAUUUUAAAAGUGACUAUCACAUAAAUGAACUGUCGAGUGUGACAUUCAAACCGGAUACAACAAACAAGCCACUGACUAUUAAAAUGAGAGUAAACGGGUCCCGAGUCAGAGUGGGAGUGUUAUCAGAGAAAGGUAAACCUGUGGUCUUGCAUUUAUAUUUGACUUCUUACUGGUUGUGACUGUUUCUUUUCCAGUAAAAACCUAAACUUUGAAACUGUUCUCCUUUCUAAAACGUCUUCCUCUCUAUAUAAACCAGACCUGUAAAUACUGUACCUUUGAGUCAUAUGUGUGGAUUGUGUUGUAUCGACUCAGGCUUGCAACAGAAAAAAUAAAAACUAAGAAAAACCAUUAAAAAAAAGAGACAGUUAAACCCUAAAAAAAAGAGCCAUGUUGUUCUGUAUCUGCAUUCGUUUUUAGGCCUGCUUGUGAAUGAAUGUGUCACUCUGUUACAAAGCAAUACACUCUGCAGUAUCUACACUAAAAAAAGAAACGCCAUCAAGCUUGGUAGAGGUUGCCGACUUUAGAUCUUCUACUAGCACGCAGAAACAUGUUGGUCUCGUAUCACUGCCUCUACAAAUCCUCCUCAGUUUGGGCCUUUACGAUGAGAGAAUAUGCUGUGGAUGUUUUUAUCUGUACUUUGUGGUAAAACAAUAAAAAGUUACUAACAAUCA
Molecule: messenger RNA, 4241 nt
Organism: Notolabrus celidotus (New Zealand spotty)
Lineage: Eukaryota; Metazoa; Chordata; Actinopteri; Labriformes; Labridae
Gene: rab3ab
Product: RAB3A, member RAS oncogene family, b
Exons: 5
Coding region: 109-768 (219 amino acids)
Biological process (GO): protein localization to plasma membrane; protein secretion; maintenance of presynaptic active zone structure
Cellular component (GO): plasma membrane; axon; endosome
Molecular function (GO): GTP binding; GTPase activity
Source: RefSeq, a predicted model, not a curated record